Molecule: messenger RNA, 912 nt
Organism: Trematosphaeria pertusa
Lineage: Eukaryota; Fungi; Ascomycota; Dothideomycetes; Pleosporales; Trematosphaeriaceae
Exons: 4
Source: RefSeq, a predicted model, not a curated record
CAAAACGUUCUCGUUAUCUCCUCGGGUAUCCAUCCCUGGCCGCAUUCAUCGCGAGUGACCGAGAUUACACUUCCGCAAUUUGCAAGCGCUUCAACCGUUUGGCCGCACGCAACCUGCUUCAUUUGCAGAGUGAGCUAGCUGAACUUCAAGCGCAGCAGGAUGAGCUAGAUAGAGCGGAGCGGUCCGGUGGCCGAGCUGUCAAACAGUUCUCCCGGAACUGGCCUGACUUCUGCGCCGCCGCCCUGUCUGACGAUAGGCAAAAGCAAAGAAAGAUCCUAGCCGAUACCAUCCAUUCGGUGCUGAAGGAAUAUAGAGAGGCCCUAGUCUUCGAAAGCCACCUUGCAACCCUUCCGCGUCCGCCGAAGAGUACUCUCCAAGCCUUCCGAUGCCACUUCUUCAACGGCGAUCCGAAGUUUGGUUUCCCGACCCUAGGGGCCAAUAGCGCAAGUCUGUUUGAUGAUCCAGAUGACCUGGUCGUCCUGGGCGUCCACGAAGAUCGAGAUCGGCUCACAGCUUUCGUGCAAGACCGUCUUGCCUGGAUAUUUCAGACUAAGGCAAGCGAUGGCAAUAUUGCCUACGUCUCUGACCGUCGCAUUGCUGGCUUUGUUGCCAUUCUCAGCACCGUCAAUGCCGCUGCUCUCCUGAUUGGUGGCAUUGUCAGCUUGUAUUCCGUCUCUUCCUCAAGGAAAAAGCUCGGUAUCAUAGCUGUCUUUACUACGCUUUUUGCGAUCAAUGUCGGCGUGUUGACAAACGCUCGGCGCGCGGAGCUGUUUGCAGCAAGUGCUGGGUACGCGGCCGUGCUUGUGGUGUUUGUUAGCGGCAACUUGGGCGUGACGGGGACUGCGAACGUGGGAGCGUAGCUAAGAAAGGUAGGCCGUGGCACGAUUUCGUGGGUGCAAUAUAUCAUUUUUC